AUGACCUUGAUUUUGAGCAAUUCUAGUGCUCUAUUAUCACCCCAUUUGGCUUUAAAUGAAAACCGUAGGCUGCAUUCACGUGUUCACGUUAGGAGUGUAAAUGGACGGGAUUCAGUAUUAGUACCCCACGAAUCAGUUAGGAUCAAUGGAGGUUCUUUGGUUAAAUUGAAUAAUACCGAUGUAGCUUCUUAUGAUAAUGAUAGACAGUACAUGAGUGAGCAAAAUGGUUCUGAAGAGUUGGAACCUUUGUGGGAUGAUGGUUAUGGGACCGAAAGCGUGAAGGAUUACAUUAAUAUAGCAGUGGAUUUGAUUAAAAGUGAUGGAGGGCCACCUAGAUGGUUUUGCCCCACUGCAUGUGGAGAACCUCUAAAAGAUUCACCAGUUCUUUUGUAUCUACCUGGACUAGAUGGGACUGGAGCCGGCCUUGUUAUACAUGAGAAAGCUCUUGGAAAAGUUUUUUAUGUUCAAUGUUUGCAUAUUCCUGUUUGGGAUCGGACACCAUUGGCAGGUUUGAUUAAAAUUGUGGAAGAAAAGUUGAUGAUUGAGCACACUUUGUCCCCAAAUAAGCCAAUAUAUUUGAUUGGGGAAUCUUUUGGAGGAGCCUUAGCACUUGCAAUUUCUGCCCGUAAUCCUACACUUGACUUGAUACUCGUCAUAGGAAACCCAGCAACUUCCUAUGAGCAGUCACCAGUACACCCAUUAGUAGCAACUCUGAAGACUCUGCCUGACGAAUAUUAUUGGACGUUUCCUUAUCUCACGAGCUUUCUUCUAUGUGACGUUGUAAAGAUGGCAUCGGUUAAAUUCGAUGGUACAAAUGAUUCACCACCUCCUUUUGAACUGCUGAGCAAUAUAAUCAAAGAUCUGCCACUUUUUUCUGUUCUGACGAAAAUAUUACCAAAAGACACUCUUGACUGGAAAAUCAAUUUAGUUAAAUCGGUUGCUGAGUAUGCUAAUUCUCGUCUCCAAGAAAUUACAGCUGAAGUAUUGGUGCUUGCUAGUGGCAAAGAUAACCUCCUACCAAGUAAAAGUGAGGCACGGAGGCUUUCAGGAUUAUUAAAGCACUGCAACGUACGUGUGUUUGAAGAAAACGGACACACAAUUCUAAUGGAGAGUGGUGUUAACGUGUUGUCUGCUAUUAAAGCUACCCAGAUGUACAGGCGUUCUUCAAAGUAUGAUAUCUUCAAGGACUUUUUGCCUCCCAGUAUCACAGAGUUCAAAACCGUACCAUAUGAGGCUUGGUGGUACCGCCUUGCAAUGGGAGCGGCAAUGUUCUCCACUAUGGAUAAUGGAAAGAUAGUGAGGGGUCUUGCAGGGAUUCCAAACGAAGGCCCUGUAUUAUUAGUUGGUAAUCAUAUGUUAUGGGGAUGUGAAGCUUUUCCUUUUGUCUUACAGUUUUUGAGAGAAAAGAAAGUUGUUCUUCAUGCUUUAAUCCACCCCGAAACUUUUUCAUUUGAUGCUAAAGAUGAAUACUUUAUGAUUCCUUAUACCGAUAUCAUGAAGCUAUUUGGUGCAAUUCCUGUUUCUGCAAGAAAUUUCUUUAAACUGUUAUCGAGAAAUUCAUACACCUUGCUUUAUCCUGGAGGUGCACGGGAGUCUUUUCAUCGUAAGGGUGAAGCUUGCAAGUUGUUUUGGCCUGAAAAACCAGAAUUUGUAAGAAUGGCUGUGAAGCUCGGGGCAACCAUCAUACCAUUUGGAGUUGUUGGGGAAGAUGACAUAUCAGAACUACUCAUUGAUUAUGAUGAAAUGAAGACAAAUCCUUUCCUUAGUCAGAUGGUGACUGAACUCAAUCAAGGGAGAAAAAGCGUGAGAAAGGGAAUGGGAGGAGAGAUAGCUGAGCAACCACUUCAUUUUCCUAUCUUUAUGCCAAAGCUACCGGGUCGGCUCUACUAUAUGUUCGGGAAGCCCAUACAAACCAAAGGGAAGGAGAGUAUGGUAGAUGACAAAGAUUAUUUGAGAGAAUUAUAUUCACAGAUACGAUGUGAUGUCGAAAAGAAUGUCUCAUAUUUGUUAAAAAAGCGAGAGGAUGAUCCAUAUAGAGGUUUGCUCAAGAGGUUCGUGUGGUUGAAGACUCAUGGAUCUUUAGAUCAUAUUCCAUCAUUCGAGCCAUAAACUUUUCAAUCAUCCAUAUAUAUCACAUUUUGUUUAAAGGUGUAAUUAAGUUAAAGUUGUCAAGUGUAUGAUACUUGAUCAAAUAUUUUGUCACACUUUUUAUAAGUUCAACCUAAUUCAACACUUAUUUAAAUGUGAUACUUUUGGUUUUACU
Molecule: messenger RNA, 2263 nt
Organism: Erigeron canadensis
Lineage: Eukaryota; Viridiplantae; Streptophyta; Magnoliopsida; Asterales; Asteraceae
Product: acyltransferase-like protein At1g54570, chloroplastic
Exons: 13
Coding region: 1-2109 (702 amino acids)
Cellular component (GO): membrane
Source: RefSeq, a predicted model, not a curated record